CCGCCGGAUUACAUUGAGAAGAGGAUAGGGUAUGGUUAAUUGGUUACCACAAUUCAUUACGCCAAUCAACUCUUUCAUGUUUUGCCUUUUUGGCAGACUGAGGACGAUAAGAAGAAGAAGAAGAAGAAGAAAUCAGAAACCCGAGCAAGCAUUAUCAAAUACUCUAAAAAAGUGAGAAGAUGACAGAACCAAAUCAAGAAGCCAUGCACCACCACCACCACCUCCCACAAAGAAUAAUCCUUGUCCGCCAUGGAGAAUCACAAGGCAACCUAGACACAGCAGCUUACACUACAACGCCUGACAACAAAAUCCCAUUAACUCCUUUGGGUCUAGCACAAGCUCGACAAGCUGGGGAUCACUUGUACAACAUAAUCUCCAAUGACGAGAACAAGAACUGGAGGGUUUACUUCUAUGUGUCACCAUAUGAUCGGACAAGAUCAACACUUAGAGAGAUUGGACGGUCGUUCAAGAAAGAGAGGAUUAUUGGGGUAAGAGAAGAGUGCAGAGUAAGAGAACAGGAUUUUGGGAAUUUUCAAGUGAAGGAGAGAAUGAAGGUUAUUAAAGAGUCUAUAGAGAGGUUUGGGAGGUUCUUUUAUAGGUUUCCUGAAGGAGAAUCUGCUGCUGAUGUUUUUGAUCGCGUUUCAGGUAUGUUUCUUUCCGUUCGUUUUGUUUAGUUUGAUUGAUUUCUGUUGAUGGGUUUUUGUUUUUUAGUUGAAAUGAAGAUUAGAGUAAUGCUAAUAGAAAUAUAAGGAAGAAAUCAAAAUGGGGUCCUCUUAAAAUCUGUAAAAAUUGCUUCUUGUCCUGCAUUUUCUUGUUUUUCCUUUUUGGUUUUGCUGUGUAGUUUGAUUAAUUUGUGUUAAUUGGCUGGUUGAAGUGGAUGUAGAACGAUGGUUAAUAAAAAAUAAGGAAAAGGAAUUGCGGCUUUAUUAAAAUCAUUUUUUUUUUCUUGUUUCUUAUUUGGCUUGUUUAUACUGUUUAUUUGAUUACUUGAGCUUUGCUUUUACUUAUUAG
This is a messenger RNA of Populus euphratica (Euphrates poplar), 1011 nucleotides long. Its product is annotated as phosphoglycerate mutase-like protein AT74. Gene Ontology annotation, molecular function: catalytic activity. The transcript has a single exon. Bases 180 to 674 code for a protein of 164 amino acids. NCBI's taxonomy places the organism in Eukaryota, Viridiplantae, Streptophyta, Magnoliopsida, Malpighiales, Salicaceae. The record is from RefSeq and is a predicted model, not a curated record.